AUGUGGUUCUCAUUGUUCAUCUUAACUGCUUGCCAGCAUGACUUAGAUGCCUGUGGAUUGUUUCACCCAUUCCAUUCAUUGAAGUCAUUUUUCUUAAACAAAGUGGGAAUUGCACUUUUUGGUUGCAACUCGGCAGGCAAACAUAAGCAGCAAGUUCACGAGCUUGAAAAGAAAUUAGUCGAAUCAAUUAGGCAGAGAGCUGCAUCAAGACAGAACAGUUUUAAAUCAGUCAAUAGCAUCAUCAUGAGGUUUCCUCAAUUCAAAGAAGGGUUACAGCACGUUAAAGAAAUUUUUGAAAUAUAUGACAGAGACUUGAAUGGAACUAUUGAUCAUGAAGAAUUGAACAAAUGCUUGAGUGAUCUACAAGUGGAUACUCGUAAGAAGGAAAUUGAUGCUCUUUACCAUUACUGUGAUGUGGACGGAAAAGAAGGGAUUCAAUUUAAUGAAUUCAUUGUUCUUCUCUGUCUUAUCUAUCUUCUAAUAGAGCCUAUCUCUGCUGACCAAAAUAUCUCAAGGAUUAGAUUGCUGAAGCUUGAGGCCACAUUUAAUACAAUCGUUGAAGCAUUUUCAUUUCUGGACAAAAAUGGCGAUGGCAAGCUCAAAAGGAAGGAGGUGAUCCUCACAUUCGGUGACGUUUCCCCAGGAGAGAAAUCUCCCAGUCACGUUACCAUGGAACGAUAUAAGGAAUUGGACUGGAACAAGGAUGGGAAGGUGAACUUUAAAGAGUUCCUCUUUGCCUUGACGAAAUGGGUUGGAUUUGACAGUGAUGAUAAUAAAGAAUCCUAGCAAACUUGGGCACUUGACUCUCCUGCGUGAAGAACUAUUUAUUUGUCAGUAAUGAAAUCUGGCUUUGUCGUACCAUUACUUAUUAAUGAUCUGUGCUGGACUUUGUCAUGUUGUUCUUGCUUUAACAUCGUUUUAAGCAUUUGGGACCUGUAAUAUGCAUAUGUUGCAAGUAUCAGAGCUAUGAUGUGUGCUUCAAUAAUACCAAGAAUUUGAUUUGGCUUGUUGCCAAGUCAUUUUUGUCUUUCA
Molecule: messenger RNA, 1032 nt
Organism: Asparagus officinalis (garden asparagus)
Lineage: Eukaryota; Viridiplantae; Streptophyta; Magnoliopsida; Asparagales; Asparagaceae
Product: probable calcium-binding protein CML22
Exons: 5
Coding region: 1-786 (261 amino acids)
Molecular function (GO): calcium ion binding
Source: RefSeq, a predicted model, not a curated record